Messenger RNA from Trematosphaeria pertusa, 493 nucleotides. RefSeq lists its product as uncharacterized. The record is from RefSeq and is a predicted model, not a curated record. The transcript is spliced from 2 exons. The annotation marks the transcript as partial. NCBI's taxonomy places the organism in Eukaryota, Fungi, Ascomycota, Dothideomycetes, Pleosporales, Trematosphaeriaceae.
CCACCCGCCAAUGAAUCCCCGUACCGCCCAACAACUUCCCCUCCCCAACCCUGUUUCCGCCUCACCACCCACCUGAAAUGUAGCUCUCCCCUUCCCCCUUUCCCCUUCCAUCAACCCUCUCAAACCCACCUCCCACCAUCUUUAUUCGCCCCAAACGCCGCCCGCGCGCACGAUGUCCGACCCCCCGUCCCCCUCCACCAAACCCUUCCUCCAAGCCGUCAUCCUCGCCCUCCUCACCCUCGGCUUCUUCGCCUCCUGGCCGCUGAUGGCCCUCUACGUCGCGAAGAACGAGACGCCGCCGUUUCCGGCGAACAGGGACAUACACUGUGCGAGCUGCAAGGAGGUGUGCGAGAGGAGUAGGCUCUUGUGUCGCCGGUUGGCGUGUUAUGAGUAUGAUGGGAAUGCGAGGGAGCUUAGGCAGAUUGAAAGUCUGGAGCGGUGUUGGGGGAUUGAGCAUGGGAGGGAUGAGUGGGGACGGGUGGUGGGAACGUAG